This is a messenger RNA of Mycena citricolor, 2142 nucleotides long. The record is from the annotation of a GenBank genome assembly. Lineage: Eukaryota; Fungi; Basidiomycota; Agaricomycetes; Agaricales; Mycenaceae.
UGAUAAUCUAGAUUUUGCUUGAAAUUAAUCUACCAACUGCACUCCCCCACGUGACGCCAUUCUCUAGACGACAACCACUGCCAGUGGAGCCAACUGUAUGCAGAGGAUCUCGACGGAUAUCUAUCUUGGAGUCCCAAUCUUGUUCAAAUCCUUGCAUCAUCCGCGGUACAGCGCAUGUUGAAGAUUAUGGACCCCGGGCCGGGCAACCGUGACCAGCCAAGGUCAUUCCCGAAUCUCAAACACUUGGACUCAAUCAUUACCAACCCAUGUCUACUCAAUACUAUCUCGGAGUCGACGUAGGCACUGGCUCCGCCCGUGCCGCUCUUGUCUCUGCCAGUGGCCAUCUCGCUGCCUCCGCUACGGUCGAUACCGAGACGUACCGUGAUCCCACGGACCACCGCAUCUUCGAGCAAUCGACCGCCAACAUCUGGGCCGCGAUCUGCCGCGCUGUAAGCGAGUGUUUGGCGAAGUCGGGUGUACGACAGGAGGAUGUGCGGGGGAUCGGGUUCGACGCGACGUGCUCGCUCGCUGUGACGGACGAGGCGGGGCGUGGGGUGUGUGUCACGCGGGGUGCGGGGCUUGGAGAAUACGGGGAACGGGAUAUCAUUCUCUGGGCCGAUCACCGGGCGGAGAAGCAGGCUGGACUGAUCAACGAGACCGGGUCCGUCGUGCUGGACUACGUCGGCGGGACCAUGAGCCUGGAGAUGGAAAUCCCAAAGGUCCUCUGGCUCAAGCAACACAUGGACCCGACCCGCUUCUCGCGCUGUCACUUCUUCGAUCUUCCCGACUUCCUCACGUAUCGCGCGACGGGCGAUCGAACGCGGUCAGCGUGCUCUCUUACGUGCAAGUGCUCGUUCGUGCCCAACGCCGGAUGGAACGACGCGUUUUUUCGUCAGAUCGGACUCGCAGAACUCGUCGAUCGGGGGUACGCCCAACUCGGCGCAGCGGGUGGCCCGCAAAGCGUGCUGACAGCAGGGAUGCCUGUGGGGAAGGGCCUGUCCAAGCAGGCUGCCCAGGAUCUAGGAUUGCUGGAGGGCACUCCCGUGGGAAGUGGUGUCAUCGACGCAUAUGCAGGCUGGCUGGGAACUGUUGCGGCACGGGUGACGGAGAACGGCUCUCUGUCUCCUCCGCCAGAACUUGGAGACUCAAGGCACCGUCUGGCAGCUGUCGCGGGAACGAGCACUUGCCAUCUUGUUCAGAGCCCGGAAGGUGUCUUUGUCAAUGGAGUCUGGGGGCCGUAUAAGGACGCGGCGUUCCCAGGCUGGUGGAUGAACGAAGGCGGGCAAUCGUCCACAGGACAGCUGAUUGAUUUCAUUCUGACGACACACCCUGCUUAUGCUGCAACAAAAGCCAAAGGAAACGUGUUUGCGUUGCUCGAGGAGGAGUUGGAUCGCUUGUGCCAGGCGGAAGGAGCGGAGAGCAUCACUGAACUAAUUCGGGGUGCAUGGAUGUAUCCCGAUUUCCAUGGGAACAGAUCCCCCAUCGCCGAUCCUCAGAUGCGGGGUGUUUUGGGUGGACUGACGCUGGAUUCUGGGGUCUCUGAUCUUGCACGCAAGUACGCACUGACACUGGAGGCCAUCGCACUGCAAACGAAGCACAUCAUCGACGUCCUGAACGGCCGAGAGGGUGGAGUCAAGAUCGUUGGUGGAGAGAGCCCCAAGCCCGGGCACGAGAUCGAUUCGAUAUAUGUUUCCGGAGGCCAAGCUCGCAACUCGGCACUGAUGACGUUGAUUGCUGAUGCCUGCGGGAUGCCGGUAGUCGUGCCAGCAUCGGAAGAUGGCGGAGACGGAGCUGCAGUCGUGCGUGGCGCGGCUGUUCUGGGUCGUUAUGCUGCCGAGUCUGCAGAGCAGAACAAGGAAGCAGAGACUCUUUGGCGCGUCAUGGUCGAGAUGACACCACCUGCGUCCAUCAUUGCCCCUCGCGCUGCUCCCCGAGUCAAGCGGCUCCUCGAUGCUAAAUACAGCAUGUUCAGAGAAAUGAUCGAUUUCCAGAAACGAUGGCGCGGGGAAAUGGAAAAGGUGAUGCGAGACUAGGAUGCUUGAAUUGAUGGCUUGCCCUGAAAAAAAAGUAUUUAUGUAAGUACGUAUCCCUCAUGUGGAAUCCAUCUCUCGAAACAGAAUACAUAUUCCAAAAUAGGAUCAA